This is a messenger RNA of Tuber aestivum (summer truffle), 2221 nucleotides long. Lineage: Eukaryota; Fungi; Ascomycota; Pezizomycetes; Pezizales; Tuberaceae. The record is from the annotation of a GenBank genome assembly.
AUGAAUUGCGGUAUGUGAAAACUUCGGUGUAGAACUGCAUCGUCGACAAAGCCGCAAGAAGCGGGAGGAAAUGGGUAUUGUCUUGGAAAACAUGAAGGCCAUUAGCAAGGUAGGACCGUAUGGGAUCAAUGAAUGUGUAGAUGCGGGAGUGAAGAAGCAAUUCUCUUUUGUGAUCCUGAAAUGCUGCAAGCCUUCAUUAUCAUAUCAGAUCAUCUCGGAAAUAAAUGGUGGAAUGAAGACGGAUUCCGUGCCAAGAAUUUUUAUUGCCCAGGGUUUCCUUCAGUCCGUGCAUUUCGUUAGCAGGCAUCAACUACCGGUAUGUCUCGCGGCGAUAACCAUGCGGCAACAUCUUACUGCCAAAAUUUCCAACACAAUCAUUUACCAGAUCCUAUCCACCAAUCCUCGCUUUCUAUCUUCUGCCUGCGACCCCCAACGCUGCCAGCGUGCACACAACCUCAACAACCGUUUUUCCCUCUCUUCUCCGCUUUGAAUAAUCUUUCCCCCUUAAUUCCCUCCUAGUUAUCCACCAAAAUUAAAAGUAUGUUGCCCCACCAGCAUUGGGUCCGAGACGCUCUUUCUAACAUAUGGCUCAACAAUACCAGUGAACGGCUCAACUGAAGCGGAAUCCAUAGAUUUGUAUGAGAUUCUCGGAAUAGAACCAAGCGCUACAAAAGCCGAAAUCAAGAAGGCUUAUCAUAAAGUUCUGACUCCUCUUCUCUUCUCGCAUAUUUAGACCUAACCGGUACAAACACCGCUUCGAGGCCAUAAAUCCAACAGGGCUAACUGGGCUUUCCCUCCUACUUCCAUAGGCCGCUCUCUCGUCUCACCCCGAUAAAGUUCCAGAACACGAAAGGGAUGACGCUGAAAAUCGCUUCAAGAAUGUUUCCCAGGCUUACGAGAUUUUAUCCGAUGGUUUGUUCCCCACAGCUCCCCCCCGAUCACCCAGUCUCACUUUACUAUAGACGAAAAACGCGCUCGUUACGACCGCUUUGGAAUGACAGAUUUUGCUGCUGGUGGCGGUAUGGGAGGUAUGCGUGAGGAUGUUGAUCUUGAAGAAAUGUUAAGUCACGUGUUCGGAAUGGGAAUGGGCGGAAUGGGUGGAAUGGGUGGUGGUUUCCCUAUGGGCCCAACACCUAGAGGACCUGGUGGAAGAAAACAAAAAGGCAAAGAUGUGGUGCAACAUUACGAAGUGAGCCUGGAGGAGCUGUACAAAGGCAAGACUGUUAAGCUGGCCAGCACCAGAAAUAUCCUGUGCUCGCUCUGUAAAGGGUAGGUCCCAUUUCAGUUGCUUGGCAGAAAUUCCCAUUAACCGUUCGCCUUUAGGUCUGGCGGAAAAGACAAGGCUAAGGCCAAAAAAUGCGCGACUUGUUCUGGCCGCGGUUGGAACCAGAAUCUUCGACAAGUCGGCCGUGGCAUUGUCACCCAAGAAAAUGUAAUUUGUGUGUCAUGCAAAGGGAGCGGAGACGUCUUUCGAGAAAAGGAUCGCUGCAAGAAAUGCAAAGGGAAUUGCGUGGUUGAAGAGAAGAAAGUUCUGGAGAUAUAUAUCCCUCGUGGCUCUAAGGAGGGCGACAAGAUUGUUCUGCAAGGUGAAGCAGACGAAGCCCCAGACCACGAAACCGGUGACAUCAUAUUCCUCUUGGAAGAGAAAGAUCACGACGUAUUCUCACGCGCUGGGGCUGACCUCAUGGCACCAUUACGUGUCUCCUUGGCUGAGGCUUUGACUGGAUUCUCCCGAGUUGUUCUCAAGCAUCUUGACGGGAGAGGGAUUCAGAUCACUCAUCCCAAGGGAAAGAUUCUUACGCCAAGCCAAACUCUCAAGGUUGAGGGCGAAGGGAUGCCUCAUAAGAAGGGAGAUGCCAAAGGAGACCUCUUUCUUAUCGUUGAUAUCGAGUUUCCAAAGGAUGGCUGGAUCCCAGACGUCAAUGGUAUCAGAAAGGUUUUACCUGAAUGGACCGAUGAGGAAGUACAAGUAGAGCAAGUGGAUGAUGUGACAUUCGAUCCAGAGGGCAAUCUCGAGGACGUGAGUCUCCAACAAUAUGAAUAUGAAUAUGCAUGGAGCAGGCCUGCUAACGAAAUACCGAACAGUUUGGCAACGCGGACGAAUCCGGAGGGGGAGCCUGGGUCGACGAUGAAGAUGACGAUGAAGAUGAUAGCCGCCCGCAAUGCGCUCAGCAAUAGAUCAGCAGAAUCCCCACCAAGUAGAAGGACAGCAAGGAUGUAG